Sodiomyces alkalinus F11 is the source of this 835-nucleotide messenger RNA. RefSeq lists its product as hypothetical. The transcript has a single exon. Lineage: Eukaryota; Fungi; Ascomycota; Sordariomycetes; Glomerellales; Plectosphaerellaceae. The coding region runs from base 203 to 664 and encodes 153 amino acids. The record is from RefSeq and is a predicted model, not a curated record.
CAAGACCUUACACAGGUUUGGGCGAAACAGAAAAAUUGCACCUGAACCUGUCAUCGUGAUGUUCUGACUGACAUCAAGUCUUGCUUACAUGUAAUUACCCUGCUUCCUCUCCUUCCGCCGAUCAUCAACGCCACUCAUCCUCGCUCAACACCAUUCUUUUUCCGCAUCUCGCAAAGCCGAACAGAAACGAAGUCGUCGCCAAAUGGCAGCUCCCCCCCUCCCCGGCCCAGACGGCCCCAGUUUCCUCCCAGACCUGACUCUACCCUACGACAACCUGAACGGCAACGACAACAACAACAACAACAACAACAACAACAACAACAACCUAUCCACAACCCUCACCGUCAUCCCGAUGCCGCCGCAGACGCCCAUCUCGGUAGCCACCCCGAUCCUCAUCUUCACGGGCUCCAUCGCCGCGCUCGUGGCUCUGGGCUGCCUCGCCGGCCGGAUCAACAGGAGACGUCUUGCGAAGCGGGAGCGGCAGAGACGGACACGCGCCGCCGCCGCCGCCGCGACCGCGAGGGGGUAUCAGGGUGCGGGGGAGGCUCAGGCGGGGGGUUCGAAAGGGGGUGUUUCGAAGGACAAGGUCGGCGGCGGCGCGCGGGUUGAGGUUUGGGAGGUUGGAGAGCUGGCGUCGCGGUCUAGCGUUGAUAAUGUGGUCUAGUGGUUGGAGUCGUUCAUUCGUUACAUUCGUUCGUUCAUACUUUCUUGUCAAGCUAUUGGUUUUGGUUGAAAGACGCGGUAUCUAAUGUCGGAAACUGUUCGGAACUUGGCAUCAUAGCAUCAUACGUCAUUCCUUCGGACCCAUCUUAAAAGUUGGGACCAGCUUUUCGUG